ACUGACACUGUCAUUGUUCUGGAUCAUUUUCGCUUUUUCUGGUUUCCUUGGAAUUGGUGAACCAUGCAGACCACAAAACUUGCAAAAUGGCGAUUAAAAACUAUAACUCAACAAGCAUUUUUUUCUCAAGAAGCUUUCAAGUUCAAAGAUGACAAUAAAAUGUUAUCAUGGACUGUGCAUUCUUAUGGAGGAGUUGAAGAACUUCAGUUUGGUGGAAGUCGUGUACCGAUUAUUAGUAAGCCCGAUGAUGUUUUAGUGAAAGUCAAAGCCGCUUCUGUAAAUCCAAUAGACGCCUACAUGCUAGGCGGCUAUGGAAAAACAUCUCUUCAAGUGCUUAGGAAUUUUGAAAUAGAAUUUCCUUUAAUAUUGGGCAGGGAUUUUUCAGGAAGUGUAAUUGGAAAAGGUCAUGCCGUAAGCGAGAUUAAUAUUGGAGAUGAAGUGUAUGGUUUUGUACCAAUCCACAAGCAAGGUACAUUUGCGGAUAUUGCUGUAGCGUCCAAAUGUCACCUCUUACCAAAACCAAAACAUUUAAGCCAUGAGCAAAGUGCUUCUUUGGUAUAUACUACAAUGACCGCGUGGAGUGGUUUGUACUUAUCCGGAAAUAUGCUUUGCAGGCAAAACAAAGGUCUGAAGGUUUUGGUUCUCGGCGGGUCUGGUGGAGUUGGUACUUCCGCGAUUCAAUUGCUUAAAUCACAGGGGUGUGUGGUUUAUUCAACUUGCUCAAAUGAUGCCAUGAGAUUGGUAACUUCACUUGGAACUGACUUAGCAUUUGACAGAAAUGAUCCCGAUUUUGUUAGGAAUGUACAGUCAGAAGGAAAAUAUCAUGUGAUAUUAGAUGCAUGCAAUAUGGGCAUCGAAAAUUUGCCGGCAGGCUGGCAAUACGAGUCUUUUGUUACUCUCAAUUCGCCCCUACUUGUGAAUAAUGACAAAUAUGGCCUAUUCGGCGGAAUGCUACGAAGUAUUGGAAAUUUGCUGAACACCAAUCGCAGUAAAAUCUGUUCAGGAAAGACUUUGAGAUGGGGUUAUUUUGUACCCUCUAGAAGAGGAUUUGAAUUUAUUCAUACAUUAAUUUGCCAAGAGAAGAUCAGACCGGUCAUUCAGCAGAUUUUUCCCUUUAAUGAAUUACCUUCUGCAAUAAAGACGCUUACUGAAGGACAUGCCAGAGGAAAAAUAGUCUUGAACAACACUACUUGAAGAAAAUAAGUAAACCACGGAAAUGUCCUAAAAUGAAUUUUUAUUUUAUCAUGAUGAAAUGACAGAUUUUCUACUCUUUUGGUAUAACAAUGGUAAAUUGUUGCGUCUUGCUGAAACGACAUUGCUCGCAUUCUUUAUAUUAAACGUCUUCUUAUUC
This is a messenger RNA of Dendroctonus ponderosae (mountain pine beetle), 1351 nucleotides long. RefSeq names its product reticulon-4-interacting protein 1, mitochondrial. Gene Ontology annotation, cellular component: mitochondrion. The record is from RefSeq and is a predicted model, not a curated record. Lineage: Eukaryota; Metazoa; Arthropoda; Insecta; Coleoptera; Curculionidae. The transcript is spliced from 7 exons. Gene Ontology annotation, molecular function: oxidoreductase activity. The coding region runs from base 64 to 1194 and encodes 376 amino acids.